Molecule: messenger RNA, 462 nt
Organism: Sparassis crispa
Lineage: Eukaryota; Fungi; Basidiomycota; Agaricomycetes; Polyporales; Sparassidaceae
Exons: 4
Coding region: 1-462 (153 amino acids)
Source: RefSeq, a predicted model, not a curated record
AUGUGUCCGUGGACGAGCAUAACCCAAAGGGCAGUGGUGCUCGUCACUGGUACCACGGGAAAUCUCGGUGCCUACAUCCUAGCUGAACUAAUCGUCAAUCCGCAUAUUGCACGCGUGUAUACACAUAAUCGCGGUAUCGCGGACCGCCAGCGUGCAGCGUUCGAGGGAUCACAUUUACCGGCGAAGCUUCUCGCCGAUCCGAAGCUUCCCCACGUUAGUGCCGCCGUUCAGCUCGCGGGCCUUGCACCUGGCGCUCGUUUCCUCUUCACGUCGUCCGUGUCCAUUGCCCAAGCAUGGCGCCCUUCGGGAGGCCGUGGGUCCAUCCCAGAGUCAUCACUGAAGGACCCGUCGUUUGCGUUGGGCCACUUGGGUUACGGAAUGUCGAAAUUCGUGGUGGAAGAGGUACUCUCCAAUGCGAGCAAGACAGGCAACAGCGGAACCGGACACUAUCUCGGACUGUGA